AUGACUCAGAACACGUACUCAGGAAUACUUCUAUGGAGUUCUCUAGCUCCAUUCACAUUUCCAAGAACAGAGAGAAUGGAAUUCAAGCUGUGCUUUCAGGGCCUUUGGUUGGGGAUCAUGAUUGGAAGUGCUCUUCAAGCUUUUCUGUUUCAAGCCAUUAUACCUUGCGUACGAAUUGGGAGAAGCAAGCUGGGAAGGCAAGGAACAGAGUUUAUGCUUCCAGCAUCCCAACCGACAUGGCAACAUAAAGCUGCUUCGUUUUGCUUAGGCUUAGAACUAGGUACAACCUAG
This is a messenger RNA of Thlaspi arvense, 291 nucleotides long. Lineage: Eukaryota; Viridiplantae; Streptophyta; Magnoliopsida; Brassicales; Brassicaceae. The record is from the annotation of a GenBank genome assembly.